This is a messenger RNA of Moneuplotes crassus, 1878 nucleotides long. The record is from the annotation of a GenBank genome assembly. Lineage: Eukaryota; Ciliophora; Spirotrichea; Euplotida; Euplotidae.
AUAAUGUCAAGAGCAGAAAUGAUGGCCCCAACUGGAAUUUUUGAGGGAUAUCUUAAGAAGAGGAAGAACAUAGGGGCGCUUACCCUCAUAAGUGACAGUAACAAGCGUUAUUUCCUCUUAGACCUCCCUACCUAUAGUCUGGUAUACUUUAAAAAUAGGAAAAAGGGUAAGAAAAACACAAUUCCUCUGCAGAGAAUUCUAUUUGUGAGCAAACUUGGUGACAACGACGAAGUAAUCUCAGGUAAAGAAUGGUCAUACCCCUUCAGGAUAAUCACCACAGAGAGACAGUAUGAUUUCAGAGCCUUCUCCUUCAAGGACAGAGAGGUCUGGGUUAGCGGCUUCGAGAAGAUUCUUGAAUACAAAUAAAGCAAUUUUGGCUAAAAGAUCUAUUAAUAUUGAUGACCUUAAAGUCGAUGAAUACACCAGACCUGGUCACGAAGUGUACCAUCUCAGGCCGACUGAUUUCGACCAUAAAGGGAAGAUAAAGGCACUUUCUGAUAUUCCAUUCGAGGAACUCCAGGAUCCGAGAUAUAUCAACGAAGCUGAAGGUGAAGAAGAGGAAGAAGUCAAAGAUCAUGAUUCUCACAAAAAUCAUCAUGAAGAAUUCAAAAAUCACUUUGGUGGUGAUGAUGAAAGAUUUAGAAGAAAUCUCAUGAACCCAAAAGAGAGAGAUGUUGAAGGAAUGCCUGACACAAAUCAACCAGAUGUGAAUGACGUCAAGGCGAAAAGAAACAUCCAGGAAUUCAGUGAUGAUCAAAGCACAGAUAGAAACGAAGGAAAUCAGAGUUCUAAUUCAGCUGAUUCAGGUGUUGGUGCACGAGAGCCAAGAAAUUCCAGAGAAGAAAGACUAGAAACAGAUCAAAAGGAUGACCUUGAUGACUGCAGCUCAUUUGAGAGGACAAAUAUCAGAAAAAUUAAGGCUUCUCCUACCAAAAAGAAGAGUAAAAUUAAACAAAUUAAGCUUAAGAAUAUCACCAAAGAUCCAGAAUUUAAAGAAAAUCAAAGACAAGGCAACUCGAAGGAGAAAAUUGGAGAGGAUUUUAAAGGAACUAGAAAAACUAUGAAGAGGGACUCAGACCCAAUAUCUAAAGAAGUUGGUGAAAAAGGCACUUUCUCACAAGAAAUUCCAUUGAAGAAGGUCAGGACUCAAGCUCCUGAUGAGCAAAGGAAGAGCCAGCUGAAUAGUUUAGCUCCAAGUGGAAGCUACUUUACACAAAAUACUGAAAAAUUUGAUCUUGUGAUCGAGCAUGAUGAUAAUGAGUUCAACCAUAUUUCUGACGAAGGCCCAUCAACCCCAAAGAAGAGGAAGCCUGAGCCAAUGCCAAAGGAAUACCAGUUAGCAAAUACAGAAAGUAAGGUGAUCACUCGAAAAUCAAGAACUAGCAUUGAGGCUCCCAAAAUAGUAAACAAAGAGAAAUCAGAGUCGCCUAUUAGAAAAAGAAAGGUAAAUUCCAACCAACAUCUACUAAGCGAAUGGGAGAAAAAGUAUGGCACCAGGAAUGAUAGAAGAAUUUGUAAGGAUGUAAAGGAGCCACUUGACCAAUGGGGUGUGGAACCUUAUCAGAGCAACCCAAGCCCAGAAAAUCUUGAUGGAAAUCUACCAGAAUCUCCAACAGGAGAUGUUCAAGUCACUGGAAAUAUUGCUGGCGAAUUUGAAUAUGACUGGGACAACGAAGAUGGACCUGAAGUAAGUCAACAAAAGAAAUUAAGAAUGAACCAAAGAUCAAUGAACAACUCUAGAGUUCCUGUUGGAGCUAUGGAGUAUGCUGCUACUAAAUUCAACAAUUAAGCGGGACAUACAGUAAAUUUCAAUCCAGAAGAUGCCCUCCUGCUAUCAGAUAUCGGGCCUAAUAGUAACUUUUAUAGAUAAUCCAUCCU